This is a messenger RNA of Agrilus planipennis (emerald ash borer), 610 nucleotides long. RefSeq lists its product as uncharacterized. Lineage: Eukaryota; Metazoa; Arthropoda; Insecta; Coleoptera; Buprestidae. The transcript has 4 exons. The record is from RefSeq and is a predicted model, not a curated record. Bases 10 to 588 code for a protein of 192 amino acids.
GUUGCAAAUAUGGAACAUACUAAGUUUAAUCAUAUUAUAAAGAAGAGUAUAACAUCAUUAAAACAAGAAGAAAAUGUAACAGUGUGCUUAUUAACUGAAUUAGAGAAAAGUGCUCUUGGAGUUUUAUCAGAAAAUAAGAUUAUAUUGAGUGCAGUUAAUAAAUUUCAGGACAAUUUUUCUAAAAAAGCUUUAUAUGUCAAAGAACGAAAAGAAGCACUUUUAGAGCAAUUACAACAAAUAUUAUCUGCCACAGAAAAAGAUAAUCAUGUAAUUCAAUUAAAACUCCAUGAAAAGGGUAAAUUAAAAGAAAAACUAGAAGAAUUAAAGAGAAAGAAAGAAGAAUUAACAAAUAACAAAGAGCAAACAGCAGGACAACAAAUUAAUGUUGAUAAUUUAAAGAAUUGUUUGAGAGUUUGCAAAGUACUAACCAAAACACAUUUUGAUUUUGGUAAUUCAGUUUGUGGUUAUACACUUGAUGAAGAUUUAAAUUACAAAUGCUUUCAUCUUAAACAUCAGGAAGAUCAACAUAAAGUCAUUGAGUAUUUGUGGGAUAACAUGCCAAUUAAAAGUUCUACUACAAGUAAAUAAAGCAGAUAAUUUUUAUAAUAAA